AUGACUCAAAGCACAGUGGAAUGGGCAAUGACGGAAGUGUUAGCUAAUCCGAAGAAGAUGACUAAUGCAAAGAAUGAGCUGAGUAGUGUGAUAGGAGAGAAGAAGCAAACUGAAGAAUCAGACAUAUCAAGACUCACAUACUUGCAAGCACUGAUCAAAGAGACCUUACGGCUCCACCCUCCUGGUCCGUUUCUGGUUCCUCGAUGGGCAGAUCGUGAGGAUGAGAUUGGGGGAGGAUCAGACAUGACUCAAAGCACAGUGGAAUGGGCAAUGACGGAAGUGUUAGCUAAUCCGAAGAAGAUGACUAAUGCAAAGAAUGAGCUGAGUAGUGUGAUAGGAGAGAAGAAGCAAACUGAAGAAUCAGACAUAUCAAGACUCACAUACUUGCAAGCACUGAUCAAAGAGACCUUACGGCUCCACCCUCCUGGUCCGUUUCUGGUUCCUUGA
This is a messenger RNA of Salvia splendens (bonfire salvia), 447 nucleotides long. RefSeq names its product geraniol 8-hydroxylase. The record is from RefSeq and is a predicted model, not a curated record. Gene Ontology annotation, molecular function: iron ion binding; monooxygenase activity; oxidoreductase activity, acting on paired donors, with incorporation or reduction of molecular oxygen. The transcript has 2 exons. The coding region runs from base 1 to 447 and encodes 148 amino acids. Lineage: Eukaryota; Viridiplantae; Streptophyta; Magnoliopsida; Lamiales; Lamiaceae.